CCAGAGUCACGAGGCUGAAAGGAAAGUGAAACCGAGCCGGUGUGGCGACGCUGUCAGCUUUCCAUAUCUUUCGCUUCGUCGUUCUGAGGAAACGUUUGACAAUGCGUCCAUUUAAUAUAAGAUAAACUUUAUUUUUGUUUGUUUUAUGCCAUCGAUGUUCUGAACUGUCCAGGAAUCGUAUAAGUGUGAGGAUGAAGAUGAGGAAGAUUCGCACACUUACGGAGUAAUUAUGAAGUUUCUGCUGUAGGCAAUAACAGUUCAAGGAGCACUGCAGAAAGAUAACAGCAUAGCAAUAUGGCUACCAGUAAUCUCUUUGAAUGGCAGUUGUUUGAUGGACAGAAGUGGUCUAGUAUCUGUAAUGAUAUAUUUAUUGAAUCCCAUUACUGUCAGCCAGGAGCUACUGGUAUUACCAUCAACACCAGCAUGGGAUCACUCUAUAUUGACUUUGAUGCUAUGACAGUCAGUGGGCCUUUUGCUAACCUCAGUAUACGGCGAAAUAUGUUUCUGUCCCACAACCAAAAACAAGAAGUUGGCUGGUACUACAAAGAUAACCAUCGCUGGUGUGAAUAUGGAUCUCAGGGAUUGUCUGGGAACACAUCUUCAAUUACAAGUGAUUCUAUAGAGCAACAGUACAUCAAAAACCCAAAUGGCUCAAUUCAGUUUUCUGCAGGGCACAUGAAUUACACUGUGGACUUCACUGCCAUGACUCAAACAAACAUGUACACACAUAUGAGGAGGAAAGUUAGAAGGCGGCCAAAAUUCAAUUCAACAGUAACAGUCAACAGCAGUUUACCAACAAUUGCAUAUCCUGUACAUUUGCCAAAUAUAUCUACUGAAUGCAUCUGGGAGUUUAUGGGUGAUGAAGGGAUCUGGACUGAGUUCCAGAAACCAGGAUGUUCAUUGGAUAGCGCAGAUAUCGAGAGAUUGUAUCAGCAAAACCCUCAAUCCCAGGUUUCAUUCACUGCUGGACGACAAAAUUACACACUUUGCUUAAGUGGAAUGUAUCAAAUAAAUAACCUGUAUGGUACGAAAAGAGUUGUGAGGAGAAUAGCAGGUGGAACCCAGCAAACAAACAGUCAAUUUCCACAAGCUCGCUGGCAGUUCAAAGACAUGGAUGGUUUAUGGAAGAAUUAUAAUAAGGGUGGUUCUCGAGGUUAUUGCAGUGUAUCAAGUGAAGAUAUUGAGGCCCAGUACCAGCAAAACCCUUCAGGUACAAUGAAUUUCAGAGCGGGCAGAUUCAACUAUGACCUAAACUUCUCAGACAUGACCCAGACAAAUCUGUCCACUUACACUAUAAGAGAUGUACGCCGCCUUUAGCAAGGGGACCUCACCUGCCAAUUCUUACAGUAUGCAUCUUUAUACACUGUAAACAACUUAAAUUAAUAAGUCAUUUCCACUUACUUGACUUGUGAGGAGUUGGUAUAAAUAAAAUUAUAAGUUGAAUAGGCUUAAGUUAUAACAACUUAAUUUUUUUAAUAAUUUGUUGCAAUCUAGUCAAAAAAAGUUUAAAUGACUGCUUAAUUCAAUUGUUUAAACUGAAACAAGGAAUUUUUACAGUGUAUUCAUUUCCUCAGGAAGCCAACUUCUCUCUAACCUCUCAUAUACACUGCCACUAUUAAACUGUAUGGUAUUUUUUUUAACAAAUGGCUCCGGUCCUGCUGAUAUUGUAUGGUCAAUAGCUUUGCUUUAUUCUCAAAGUGCAGCUAUAACCUCUUUACUAGCCCACAGAUUUUAUCACUGCACGAACACACAUAUUAUUUAUUUUCUUAAAUUUCAAGCAAUACGCAAACAAAUAAAAGCUAAUAUAUGUAUAUGUUUUUAACUUUUUUCGAAUCAUAACUGUUUACUAGGAAUCCAGUGCAUUAUCUGAUUGACUUACUGUGCAAUUACGUUGGGUUUCCCAUUAUUUUUGUUUUACUACACUGGUUAUAUUAAUUAAAGAAGAAAUAUAUGAGAAGAGAGAUAUAUUCAGACAGUUACAGUAAUAAAUAGUGAUGCACCGAUGUAUCGGCCGCCGAUAUUUAUCGGCCGAUUUUUGAUGAAUUUGAAACCAUCGGCAUAUCGGCAAUAGCACGAGAAAGGCCGAUACCGAUUGUUUAUUAAUUAACUGCAUAAAGAAAUCCAUUAUAUGCAAAAAAUGAGUUAAUGUUGUUAAUAAAAUAAAUGCUGAAUAGCAAAAACCACCUUUGAAGGUUGUCAUGUUGUCUUAUUAUAUUUGUUUUAGCUUAAUUUGUGCCUCUCUUAUUAUGUUGGUCAGUUGAAUGUUAAUUAGAUCAAAUCCAUGUUCAGUAAAAAUUAUUUGAUGCAGAAAUAAACUAGCUAAUAGACCAACUGUAUAGUAUUGUAUACAAGUGUUUAAUAUCGGUAUCGGCCAGAAGUUGUCUGUUUAAAUCGGCAUCGGCCCAAAAAAAUCCUAUCGGUGCAUCCCUAGUAAUAAAUGUGCUUUCUUUCCCUAUUAAAACUUGUAUUGGUGCUAAUAAUGUGGUUGUAGGAUUAUGAAAACUGACAAAGGAAGAUAUUUACGCUUUGGGUAAUGAAAUUUUGAUAAAUCCUGCCAAAGGCAUGACAGGAUUUUAAAUGUAAUGUGCUUGUAUAACUGGAUCAUUAAUAUGUACUGCCAUAUAUUUUCUUUAAUAAAACAUGCAUGUUUUAAAACAAAGAAA
Molecule: messenger RNA, 2663 nt
Organism: Paramisgurnus dabryanus
Lineage: Eukaryota; Metazoa; Chordata; Actinopteri; Cypriniformes; Cobitidae
Source: RefSeq, a predicted model, not a curated record